AUGGCGUUUGCACUCAUGCUAAAGGGAAAUUUCAUCAUAGUUACUUUAGUUUCCCUUGCAGUUUUUGGCUUUAAUUCAGAUGCUGCAGAGGGUGAUUUGCAGGGCCAAGGCACGGUAAAGGCCUUAUCAUGCUUCGACAAUAAGCUCAUUUAUGUUGGGUGUAAUGAAGCAUAUAGAUUAAACCCUUCUGGGAAUAUUAACAUACCACCAGAUGCCACUGAUUUUUUCUGUAGUGGGCCAUGCCUAACUGAAACACAAUUAGUGCUCAAUUGCAUUGAUAACAUACUGUCCAAUUUCAUAUUCUACAACAAAGCCACCGUACAACAAAUGAGAUAUGCACUAAAUGCUGGCUGCAGCUACUCCAGACAAAGAGGGAACUUCAAUUUGGCAGACUACAUUGGAGGAGAGGCAAACAAUGCUCACAAAUCACCAAUCGUGAAUAGAUUCUAUCUUUUCAUCACCGCAUUAGCAGCGGCAGCGAUUUAUUUACUGUGA
This is a messenger RNA of Abrus precatorius (Indian licorice), 495 nucleotides long. RefSeq lists its product as uncharacterized. The record is from RefSeq and is a predicted model, not a curated record. Bases 1 to 495 code for a protein of 164 amino acids. NCBI's taxonomy places the organism in Eukaryota, Viridiplantae, Streptophyta, Magnoliopsida, Fabales, Fabaceae. The transcript has 4 exons.